AUGUCCUCCCAGGAGCAGGCCACGGCCACUGUGCUUCAGGCCCUCCAGGCCCUCUACCACGACCCAGACAAUGCCGCAAAGAAGCGCGCAAACGAGUGGCUCGAGGAGUUUCAGCACAGCGUCGAGGCAUGGCAGACGGCUCACACCCUCCUCACAUCGGCAGACGCCCCGCUCGAGGGCCGUCUGUUCUCGGCUCAGACGCUGAGGGCAAAGAUCCUCUACGACCUCUCGCAGGUGCCGCGCGAGUCACUGCCUUCGCUGCGAGACAGCCUCCUCGCCGCACUCGGCCCCUUGGUACAGCCCGGUGCACCUGCUGGCUCACGCGCCGUCCUGACCCAGCUGUCGCUUGCGCUCGCCGACCUCGCACUGCAGAUGCCAGAGUGGACCAAUGUUGUGCAGGGCAUGAUCGAUCAGUUUGGCAACGACCCGGCAACGGUGGUCGUCCUCUUACGCUUCCUGGGAUCGUUGGCAGAGGAGUCGCUCAACCCCCGCCUACCUGUGCCACCCGAGGGAUCCAACGUCUACGAUGCGCUCGUCAGUGGGUCCGCCGAAAAGGUCAUUGGUAUCCUGUCCAUGUACAUCCAGGCGUCUGGCAUUACUACGCAGAUCCAGACCGAGAUCUUUGAGACAGUGCGCAGCUGGUUGAGGGCGGGCGAGUUCCCCGUUAGCGUGGUUGCCCAGAGCCCCCUGUUCGCCGCCAUGUUCAAUGCGCUCGAGCCCGACACCUUGUUCGACUCGGCGGUGGACGUCAUCUGCGACCUCGUCCACGAGACACAGGAAAUUCAGGACAACAUGGACGUGGUCGAGAUGAUCCUCCCUCGCCUCAUUGCGCUCCGUCCCAAGCUGGACGAGUACACCGACGACCCAGACAGGAUACGCGGAUACUGCCGCAUGUUCUCCGAGGCCGGCGAGUGCUACCGCGACGUUAUCAAGAUGCACCCGCGCGAGUCGCUUCCCCUCGUCGAAGCCAUCAUGGUCUGCACGGCGUACCCGGACCUGGACAUUGUGCCCAUCACGUUCCAGUUCUGGUGGCUGCUCUCGUCCAUUGUCAACCGCUCCUCGGGCCUCCAGGGCGAGGAGAACUGGAUGCCUUACUUUGCCAUCUUUGAGACCCUCCAGACGACCAUUAUCGGUCACCUCCACUUUCCCCCAGACGAUGAAAAGCAGACGGCUCAGGAGCGUGACGAGUUCCGCACGUUCCGUCACCGCAUGGGCGACACUCUCAAGGACUGCUGUAAGGUCCUCGGUGCCCCCACGUGCCUGCGCAAGUCGUACGAGCUGGUCAUUGCCGCCAUGGCCAAGCCCAACCCAUCGUGGCAGGAGAUUGAGGCGCCGCUCUUCUCGAUGCGCUCGAUGGGCGCCGAGGUCGACCCGGAUGACGACGAGGUCAUGCCCCACGUCAUGGAGCUCCUGCCCAAGCUCCCGGACCACCCGCGCAUUCGCUACGCCGCCAUCCUCGUCAUUUCGCGCUACACACAGUGGAUCGACAGGCAUCCCCAAAACCUCGCGUUCCAGCUCCAGUACAUUUCGGCUGGGUUUGACAUGGCCGAGGACGAGGUCUCGGCCGCCGCGGCUCAGGCCAUGAAGUUUAUGUGCCAGGACUGCAACCGUCACCUCGUCCCCUUCCUCCCGCAGCUGCACACGUUUGUCACCACGGUCGGCGAAAAGCUGGACCAGCACGACAUGGUCGAGGUGUGCGAGGCCAUUGCCUAUGUCAUCUCGUCGCUGCCCGCCGCCGAGGCCGCCACGGCCCUGCAGCAGUUCUGCCAGCCCCUCAUCGCCGGCAUCCAGAUGGUCGCCAACGCACCCGAGGAGGCUCCCAAGCAGACGUUGCAAAAAGUCGCCGACGCCCUCGAGCAGAUCGACUCGUACCUCGCCGUCGUGCGCACCCUCGACCCAGUCCCCGAGUCGUGCUUUGCCACUGCCGCGAGCGUGUAUGCCGUCAUUGACACCCUGCUCGCGCGCUACGCAAGCCUGUACUACAUUUCCGAGCGCGUGGGAUCCAUCCUCCGCCGCGGCCUCACGUUCUUCCCCGAGGCAGCACUCCAGCCUGUGCUCCAGCCCGUUCUGGCCCGCAUGGCCAGCUCGUUUGCCGAGACGGGCUACGCCUCGUACCUGUGGAUCACGGGCAAGGUCGCGACCAAGUUUGGCGACUCUGCCCGUCGUCCCGGCGGCGAAAACCUCGCUGCGCUCCUGACAGGCGCGUUUGAGAGCGUCACAAACUCGCUCGCAAAGCUCCUCCAGGUCCAGACGGCCACCGAGAUUGCCGACGUCAUGGACGACUAUGUCCACUGCUUUAUGGCGUUUAUCAACGCCGUGCCCCAAAACACCCUCGCCUCGCCGGCCAUCCAGCUGGCCGUGUCGCACACCCUCGCGGCGCUCAUGUGCCCGGCCCCCCAGACCGUGCUCGUGUGUCUGGACAUGCUGGCGCUGCUCGCCCAGCGCGCGACGCACACGCAGUUCCACGCCCUCCUCCAGCCCGCAUUCGCGACGUACGCGAAACCCAUCCUCGCCCUCGUGCUCCCCGGCAUCGUCCAGGGCUUCCCCGAAGACGGCUUCGACCAGGUCCCCGUCAUCCUCCAGGCGACCGUCACCUCCAUCCCCGCCGCAGACGCCGAGGCGUAUGCGACCGAGGCGCUGGCGGGCAUCCCUGGAAACGCACUGCCAAACUCUGAAAAGGAAAAGUUUAUCGCCGAGCUGAGGGCGUACAUUGCCGCGCCGGCCGGGUCGGACCGGCUCAAGAGCGCGCUCCUCAACCUCCUCCGUGCGGCCAGGCGCGCGCGCGAGCGCGGUAGGCAGUCGCGCAAGUCGCUCGGCGCGGUCUAG
Apiotrichum porosum is the source of this 2826-nucleotide messenger RNA. It is a transcript of the gene MTR10, whose product is annotated as Nuclear import receptor. The transcript has 5 exons. The coding region runs from base 1 to 2826 and encodes 941 amino acids. NCBI's taxonomy places the organism in Eukaryota, Fungi, Basidiomycota, Tremellomycetes, Trichosporonales, Trichosporonaceae. Gene Ontology annotation, cellular component: cytoplasm; nuclear membrane. Gene Ontology annotation, biological process: protein import into nucleus. The record is from RefSeq and is a predicted model, not a curated record. Gene Ontology annotation, molecular function: small GTPase binding.